UGUCGAUCCACGGGCACGCCCAUCUACUAUACCAUGUGGCUAGCUUAGCAUGAGUAAACUGUACAAGGAGGUGGGCUACUUAGCCAGGAGGCAGCUAGCCGUGGUGCUGGAUAGGGACUCCCCUCGUGGGCUCGAUUGGAAGGGCCUGGCUGACAAGAUGAGCUUCUCCUAUGAAGUGAUAGUGUCUCUGAGAGGGAGUCGCUCCCCCACACUGGCCCUGCUCGAGAGAUGGGAGAAUAAUGCUGGGUGUGAUGCUAGCCUGACCACUCUCACCUCACUCCUGCAAUCCCUCGGAUGUGUGGAGGGCGUCGACAUUCUCAACAAGGAGAAAGAGCGGAGAGUGGAACAUAUUGAUGUCCCUAAAGCAAGCUUGUCUAAUCGCCCUGCCCACAUUAGCGGCAGUCCUCACACACCGUGUAGCUCUCUUGACCCCUCCGCACUCGACCCUGACGAAAUACAGAGGUUACGCCAAGUCCAGGUUGCCACGGAGAUAGACCCAGAGAGACUGGCGGAGGGAUUGGCCAACCUAUCUGUGACUGCCGGGACCCCCCGUGAAGAUGUAGCGUCCUUGCAGAGUCACAAAUACGAUGUCUUCCUCUCAUUUGCUGAAGAGGACGAACGGUUUGCAGAAGAAGUCCGAUUGAGGCUUGUGGAGAACGUAGGGGUUAAAGUGUUUGUGCCCUCUAGCGGUAUGGCAUCUGAUCGAGCAUUUCAUGAGGAGAUCUCAGACAUGAUAAAGGAGGGUUGCAUACGUACAGUGAUCAUCCUGUCACCUGACUACAUCUCCUCUCCGUGGUGUGGCUUUGAGGCCAACCUGGCUUUCAUCAGAUCCCCAGAUGUGCGUAAGAACCUAACCAUUCCUAUUCUGUACCGUGCGUGUAAGGUACCCGCCUUCCUCUCCCACGUACACUACCUCGACUAUCCACGGUUCAGUGCUAAACGCAAAGAGUGCGAGGAAUACUUCUGGGGAAGACUCUACAAGUCCAUCAGACACAGCACAUAGAACACUUCAACAUUCAGUGACAUUAAUUUGUGUUUUGCCAUUCAUUUAUUAUUAUUUUCUUUUUGGGGUGUUUGUUUUUCUUCUUAGUUACAAAAUUCAUAGAUUAUUCAUGAUGUUGA
Molecule: messenger RNA, 1122 nt
Organism: Halichondria panicea
Lineage: Eukaryota; Metazoa; Porifera; Demospongiae; Suberitida; Halichondriidae
Product: myeloid differentiation primary response protein MyD88-like
Exons: 8
Coding region: 50-1003 (317 amino acids)
Biological process (GO): signal transduction
Molecular function (GO): protein binding
Source: RefSeq, a predicted model, not a curated record